Molecule: messenger RNA, 924 nt
Organism: Lycium barbarum (goji berry)
Lineage: Eukaryota; Viridiplantae; Streptophyta; Magnoliopsida; Solanales; Solanaceae
Exons: 1
Coding region: 1-924 (307 amino acids)
Molecular function (GO): nucleic acid binding; zinc ion binding
Source: RefSeq, a predicted model, not a curated record
AUGAGAGGAUACAUACAGAGACAGUGGGGGAAACAUGGAAUUAACAAAAUCUCAAUGAAGAAAAAUGGUAUAGUCUUGGUGAAGUUUGAUAACCCGGAAGGGAAGAAUGAGGUGUUACAAGGUGGGAUAUAUCACAUUGAUAAUAAACCUUUCAUUGUAAAAGCUUGGAAUGAGGAUAUGGAGUUCACUCGAGAGGAGCUGUAUACAGUACCAAUUUGGGUGAAAUUGCUAGGGUUGGAUUUCAAGUACUGGGGCCCUAAAAGGUUAAGUAAAAUUGGAAGUCUCAUUGGCAAACCUUUGAUGGCAGAUAAGAACACUGAAAAGAAGAUUGGGCUGAAUUUUGCGAGACUUCUGAUAGAGGUAGAUGUGGACACACCGUUGCCGGAUAAGGUGUAUUUUAGGAAUGAGAAGGGCAACAUCAUCGAGCAGAAAGUUCAAUACGAUUGGAAGCCUGUGUUAUGUAAGUAUUGUAAAAAAUAUGGGCACUCUGAGGUAGAGUGCAGGAUAAAGAAGCCUAGGUCUCCACCAAAUCAACUAGUGGCGAAGACUACUCCUUCAGAGGGGAAUAAUUCUCCCACUCAACCAGAGCAAGUAGGGGGUGACGCAACAGCACCAUUAAUGGGUAAGGUCACAGAGCCAAGGAAAGGUGGCACAUGUGUAACACAAGGAGGGGCUAAAGAAGGACAACUACAACGGGCUAAAGCUAAAGAAGCAAUUAGGAAGUUCCUGGAGCAACAAGAUAAACGUACAGGUUGGGCGUCUCCACUAAAUACGAGCAAGAUGCCUAGGGUGCAGGGGAAACAAGGGGUGUAUAGUCAGAACCCUUUUGAUGUGCUAGAAGGACCAAGUACAAGCCAGUCACACCAAAGCAGUCAGGUUGCACAUGGGGGAGGCACUGAUCUUGUCCCUAAAGGAACUGGAUAA